UCAAGCCCCUAGGCAUGCAGACUGCUUCUACAAACAUUUGUGAAAGAAUGGGUCGCUCUCAGGAGCUCAGUGACUCCAAGCGUGGUCCCGUGAUAGGUUGCCACCUGUGCAAUACGUCCAUCCGUGACAUUUCCUGGCAGCUAAAUAUUCCACGGUCAACUGUUAGUGGUAUCAUAACAAAGUGGAAGCAACUGGGAACAACAGCAACUCAGCCACCAAGUGUUAGGCCACGUAAAAUGACAGAGCGGGGUCAGCGCAUGCUGAAGCACACAGUGCACAGAAGUCGCCAACUGUCUGCCGAGUCAAUGGCUAAAAACCAAACUUUGUGUGGCCUUCAGAUUAGCACAACAACAAUGCGUAGAGAGCUUCAUGGAAUGGGUUUCCAGGGCCGAGCAACUGCAUCCAAGCCUUACAUCACCGAGUGCAAUGCAAAGCGUUGGAUGUUGUGGUGUAAAGCAUGCCGUCACUGGACUCUAGAGCAGUGGAGAUGUGUUCUCUGUAGUGACGAAUUAACACUUCUCUGUCUGGCAAUUUGAUGAAUGUGUCUGGAUUUGGCAGUUGCCAGGAGAACGGUACUUGCCUGACUG
Molecule: messenger RNA, 587 nt
Organism: Staurois parvus
Lineage: Eukaryota; Metazoa; Chordata; Amphibia; Anura; Ranidae
Source: the annotation of a GenBank genome assembly